Messenger RNA from Diaporthe amygdali, 1833 nucleotides. RefSeq names its product gamma-glutamyltranspeptidase. The transcript is spliced from 2 exons. The record is from RefSeq and is a predicted model, not a curated record. Bases 1 to 1833 code for a protein of 610 amino acids. Lineage: Eukaryota; Fungi; Ascomycota; Sordariomycetes; Diaporthales; Diaporthaceae.
AUGCCCCUCCCAACGAAGGACCUCUUCCCUGAAGGAAAACUCUCAUUCGCCAAGUUCAACAGCAGGCGAAGCGUCGUGCACAGCACCAAGGGCAUCGUCUCUUGCACCCAGCCAUUGGCAGCGAAAUGCGGCAUCGAGAUCCUCGACGCCGGCGGGAACGCAGCUGACGCUGCGGUCGCAGUCGCGGCCGGUAUGAACAUGACGGAGCCCUGCUCGACUGGUAUCGGUGGUGACAUGUUCUGCCUGUUCUACGACGCCAGGACCUCCAAGGUCAGCGCGCUCAACGGCUCCGGGCGGUCGGGCGGUAAGUGCACCUUGGACCAGCUCCGCCACGACCUGGGCCCCGACGCCGGAUCCAUCCCCGCUCGCAGCGUGCAUGCCGUGACGGUGCCCGGCGCCGCGGCCGGGUGGGUGGACACUGUCGAGCGGUUCGGCUCCGGCAGGUUCACCCUGGAGCAGAUCCUCGCGCCGGCCAUCAGGCUGGGCGAGGCCGGCUUCCCCGUGAGCGAGCUGACGGCUGAGUCCUGGGGCAACGCGGAGAACAUGAUCAAGACGGCCAGUCCCAAUGGAAAGGAGAUGCUGAAGGCAGACCCGGAAAGCGAGGGGUUUUUCCGGGCGCCGAAGGCAGGCGAGAUCAUGAAAAACCCGACGCUGGCAAGGACUUUCCGGGCGAUCGCCACGGAGGGGAAGAAGGGUUUCUACACGGGACGCAUUGCAGAGGCGUUCGUGAAGGUUGUGCAGGACCUCGGCGGCUACCUGGAUCUGGAAGACCUAGCCGACCACCUUGAUCGAGGCAGCGAGCCUGUGGAGCCCAUCUCGCUCAAGUUCAGGGGCCAGGGCCUGCAGAGGGGCAAGAAACGGCAGGCAAACGGCGAAGUCAAGGACAGCGACGUGGACGACGGCGACAAGGGCCUCGAGCUCUGGGAGCACCCUCCCAACGGCCAGGGCAUCGUCGCGCUCAUGGCGCUGGGCAUCAUGCAGGAGCUUGAGAACCAGGGCAAGAUCCCGACCUUCACGGCGGCGCAGCACAACUCGACGCCCUACUUGCAUGCCAUCAUCGAGUCGCUGCGCAUCGCCUUCGCCGACGCCAACUGGUUCGUCGCCGACCCCAAUGUCGUCCAGGUCCCCAGCGCUGGGCUCAUCUCCCCAGCCUACCUCGCCAAGCGCGCGAGCCUGUUUGACCCGAACAAGGCCUCGAAUGGCGUUAUCGCCCACGGUUCGCCAGCGUUGCGCAGCAGCGACACGGUCUACUUUGCCGUGUCGGACGCGGAGGGCAACGCUAUCUCUUUCAUCAACUCCAACUACGAAGGGUUCGGGACAUGCAUCAUCCCCAAGGGCUGCGGCUUCACCCUGCAGAACCGCGGGGCCAACUUCGACCUGCGGCCGGCCGACCACCCCAACCUCUACGCGCCGCGCAAGAGGCCCUACCAUACCAUCAUCCCGGGCCUAGUGACCAAUGUGAGCGACAACUCGCUGCACAGCGUGUUCGGUGUCAUGGGCGGAUUCAUGCAGCCGCAGGGCCACCUGCAGGUGCUCCUGGGGCAGGUCGUCGCCAAGCUGAGCCCGCAGCAGGCGCUGGACGCCCCGAGGAUAUGCAUUGGUCCGAAUACCGAUGGCACCGGCAUGACUGUCAGUGUUGAAGAUGGCAUGCCGGAGGACACGAUCCAAGGGCUGAAAGAAUUGGGUCACGAUGUCCAGAUCCUGCGCGGAACUAAAAGAGUGCAUUUCGGGAAGGGGCAAAUCAUCAGAUGGACGGUCGAUCCGGUGGAGGGGAGUGGGGUUUGGUCUGCUGGCAGUGAUCAAAGGGGUGAUGGAGCCGCCUACCCUGCGUAA